Molecule: messenger RNA, 1151 nt
Organism: Rhipicephalus sanguineus (brown dog tick)
Lineage: Eukaryota; Metazoa; Arthropoda; Arachnida; Ixodida; Ixodidae
Exons: 1
Coding region: 15-902 (295 amino acids)
Source: RefSeq, a predicted model, not a curated record
GUGACUGCACCAUAAUGCAGCCAUCUAAUCCGCUUACCUUUGCAAUGCAGGUCAGUAAAUCUUAUGUCCUCUUCGCUAAAAGGUCAAGUAAUUACUUUCUGGUGCAGUUCCCGAGCCCCCACUGCUGUAUUGCUAUUGCUGUUGAGUGUGCUCAUAUAAUUCGCUCGUUACUGAUCUUAUCGGGUGACGUCGAAACUAAUCCUGGUCCUAACGGAAACGCUGCUAUUCUUACUGAGCUACAAAAGCUAAGCACUGGCCAGGCCCAUUUGAUUGCCGAAGUUCAGAGUUUGAAAUCUCAACUAAGCACAACGGAUAAAACAAUAACAGACUUAAACAAACGAAUGGGCGAUCUUGAAACGCAUUACCAAACUCUUCUUCCCCUUAGAAACGAUAUCGAAAAAACACAGACUGACGUAAUCAGCAUGACUAUAAAAAUCCAGGAGCUAGAAGCUUCUCUGGACGAUGCUGAAAACAGGUCGCGCCGGAAUAACGUUAUAUUCUACGGCGUCCCUGACCCCACUAGGAAUGAAACGUGGGCUGAAUCUGAAAAAGCGAUAGUUGAUAUCUGCAAGAAUAACAUUGGAAUAACAGUGCUGCCUAACGACAUCAAACGCGCACAUCGUCUAGGUAUUCACUCAGUCAACCGAAAUCGUCCCAUAAUCGUGAAAUUCUUAUCACACAAAACCAGAGAUGCACUUUUAUCAAAUAGCAGGAAACUGAAGAACACUAACUACAGCAUCGGGGAGGACUUCUCCCGCCCCGUUCAACAUGCGCGCAAGCAGGUACUUGCAUUUGCAAAAGCACGUUCGGAGAAGUACUCCUUGCGGUUCAAAACGCUGCACAUCGGGUCGAAGCGCUACAUAUUUGACGCAUCAUCACACACCGUUAAGGAAAUAGCAUAGCAGUUACCCCGCCAACAAAUAGCAAUAAAGCGCCAACCGGCUUCCUCUUGCCAUGUUCUCUCGUUUUCCGUAUUGUUCACUAACAUACGUAGCCUUCUUCCAAAACGUGAACUUAUAUCCAACAUUAUCUCGUCAUCAAAAAGCAACAUACUCGUACUAACAGAAACAUGGCUUAACAGUGAUGUAACGGAUGCUGAAAUUUUAACUGAUCUACCGGACUUCCACGUGUACCGAAACGACCGAAAAGGC